AUGACUACCACAACACCUACAACCACUAAACUGGGCAACCCUUUGAAUAUCCCUAAAUGGCUCGAACAAAACUCCCACCUCCUCAAACCCCCAAUCAACAACUACUGCGUUUACUCGGACCCUUUGACGGUCAUGAUCGUCGGCGGCCCCAAUGCACGAACAGACUACCACAUCAACAGCACCCCCGAAUUCUUCUACCAAUACCGCGGCCGCAUGCUUCUAAAAACCGUCGAACCCUCUGGCGAGUUCCGAGACAUUUACAUCGAUGAAGGAGAGAUUUUCCUCCUGCCCGGAAAUACCCCGCAUAACCCUGUCAGGUUUGCGGAUACGGUUGGUGUGGUUAUUGAGCAGCCUAGACCAGAGGGAGAGGUUGAUAAGCUCAGGUGGUAUUGUCAGGGGUGUGGGGGUGUAGUUCAUGAAGCUGCGUUUGUGUGUACGGACUUGGGAAGUCAGAUUAAAGAUGCCGUCAACAACUUUGGAGAGGAUGAGGAAGCGAGGAAGUGUGGAAACUGUGGUGAGAUUUGUGAUGUUAGACCUAAGCCGGAGGUCAUGGAAAAGAUGAGAACUGGUCCUCAUGCUUGA
Messenger RNA from Aureobasidium melanogenum CBS 110374, 582 nucleotides. Its product is annotated as 3-hydroxyanthranilate 3,4-dioxygenase. Gene Ontology annotation, biological process: 'de novo' NAD+ biosynthetic process from L-tryptophan; quinolinate metabolic process. Gene Ontology annotation, cellular component: cytoplasm. The transcript has 2 exons. Lineage: Eukaryota; Fungi; Ascomycota; Dothideomycetes; Dothideales; Saccotheciaceae. The record is from RefSeq and is a predicted model, not a curated record. Gene Ontology annotation, molecular function: iron ion binding; 3-hydroxyanthranilate 3,4-dioxygenase activity. Bases 1 to 582 code for a protein of 193 amino acids.